UCUUGGGAUACAUUUAAGACAGGAGUAAUUGUGUAUUACCUGAGUCUUAAGACAGGAGCACAAUAUGCCAGAAGUGACUUGGAUGCUAUAGUACAGAAAUGGGCAGAGAGAGGAAUUAUGAAUAGGGACAAUUUGGGAACAUACCACCAAGAGUUUACACUCAUAGCAACCUAUUUGACAACUAACAAUAAGCUGUCACUAGAGGAAUCUUGCCACGUUUUUCCAUAUGUGUUCUGUAGAGCUAUUACAGAAAAGCUGAUACAGAAGUUAGAAAUCAAGUAUCUGGACCAUAAGGAUGGACUUGUGUACAAUAUUGUGCAAGUUGUAGCUGUAGCAGGGUCAAUCCUUAGGGGAUCUACACUCACAGUAGUUAGUGGAUCAGAUAUGCUUGUGAGUCAGCCUGCAAUAGUAGACAGAAAAAUUGAGGUAGAUUGUGUGCUAGACCAGGGAUCAAGCAUAAACAUAGUUUGA
Molecule: messenger RNA, 471 nt
Organism: Fomitiporia mediterranea MF3/22
Lineage: Eukaryota; Fungi; Basidiomycota; Agaricomycetes; Hymenochaetales; Hymenochaetaceae
Exons: 2
Source: RefSeq, a predicted model, not a curated record